This is a messenger RNA of Dalotia coriaria, 1420 nucleotides long. RefSeq lists its product as uncharacterized. The coding region runs from base 355 to 1368 and encodes 337 amino acids. The transcript is spliced from 2 exons. The record is from RefSeq and is a predicted model, not a curated record. Lineage: Eukaryota; Metazoa; Arthropoda; Insecta; Coleoptera; Staphylinidae.
AAAAGACAGCUGAAAAUUUUUGAAAGUAAAAAGUUGUUUAGAAUUGAUUUUAACGAAUUUUUGUGUCUUAAAGUACGUAUUUUUAGAUAUAAUUGGGUAAUAACAGAAGUAAAAGUAUCAACCAGUAUCAACAUCAACGUGAUUAAAUUUACAUGUUCAAUAUAUCGGGGGUUCAGUGAAUAGUAAACAACAAAUUAGUGAGUGCACUACCCACAUAACCUGAAACUCGAGUCUACAGUUGGUUUCUGGCGUAAAUCUCGAGCUAUCAGUCGGCUACAUAGGUUACUUGAUUUAUUACGCUCGUAAUUGGUGGUUGUUCCUUGAUAUCUGAUAAAAACGCUGCGUUAGUUAAUUAUGCGAGGAUUAACAGCAUUACGGACAUUUUGGCUUUCAUUUAUCCGAAGAUACAAACGUCUGCCAUGCCUGUGGAACACCAAGCAUCCUUUAUAUAGGGAUGGCAAAGCAAGACAACAAGCUAUACAAGAACUUAUAGAUCUGUGUCGUUCAUUAAAUCCGAAAGCUAACCGGAAAACGGUUCUAGGACGUUGCCGCUCUUUUCAUCAAUACUACAAAAGGGACAAAAUGUUAUCUAAAAUACAUGGGGAUUGCCACAAACCAAAUUGGGCUUAUCCUUAUUUGAAGUUUUUAUCUAGACAUGUGGAUGAUCCAGAUCAAUUUAAAAAUACUAGAGUAAAUUAUGUGAAACGGCGAAAACGAUCACAUAAACGUCACCAUAAAAAACUCCACAUGAAGAAAGAAACUGAAGCCUAUAUUAAGCCAAAAGAAGAACUGGAAACUAGUGAGACAAUUGAAGAUGCUGAGAGUAUUAAGACAAAUGAUGAACAUGAAACAUAUAUAGAUACACAUAUGGAUAUGAUUGAGCCUGAAAUACAUAUUGAGGAGAAUAGUCUUUUAACACGCAUUAAAAUAGAGCCUGGGCUAAAUGAUAGUUUAACUGCAACCACAAUUGCAAAUCAUGACCUAAGAAAUGAUUUUAGUAUUACAUUAAUGGAUCCUGCUGAUGUACCCAAUGCCAUUGAAUCACCAAGUCCUUCCUCACCUACCGAUGGUACACAGGAUUUCACAAUGUCACCCAGGAGUAGCUCACAUGAUUAUUACUUUCCAGUUGAAGAUGAUGAAUCAAUGACGCUGGCAAGGGGUUAUGCCACAAAACUACGAAAAUUGACAAGAGAACAACUAAUUUUUGCUGAUAAACUUAUCAAUGAAACAUUAUUUAACGCGCAACUGCAACUUUUGACUAGAACUUGUGUGAUUGCUGUGUCGGAUAAUACCCAAGACGUGUAUGAUGUAGUUGAAUCUUCAUGCAAUGACAAAAUCUCAGAGAUUGAGAUUGAGACAGAAAACUGAAGGGGCAAUUAAGUACUAACAUGUUAUUUAUAAGUACAAGUUUAAUAUUUUA